Molecule: messenger RNA, 571 nt
Organism: Erinaceus europaeus (western European hedgehog)
Lineage: Eukaryota; Metazoa; Chordata; Mammalia; Eulipotyphla; Erinaceidae
Product: coiled-coil domain-containing protein 81-like
Exons: 2
Coding region: 134-526 (130 amino acids)
Cellular component (GO): centrosome
Source: RefSeq, a predicted model, not a curated record
UUAGUCUAAAAUUCUCUCAGGAUUCGUCUUUAUCAUCCCUUCAGAGAAGUCAGCAUGUGGUUCUUUUCUUCCCACCUUCUGUUUGCUUCGUUUCUAGGGGGUCUACAUACCUGCUUUUGGGACAUUUACUUUUAUGAGGCAAAAACUAGAUGCUGGGAACAGGUUUAGCUCUAUCCAGAUACCGAUCUUUAUCAUGUCAGAGAAGCUAUUGCAGCUGCAUGGACUACGACAAACUAAGGUCCACACACCUGGGGAUAUUCCCGUUGUACCACUGAAUUUUAUCAUGGUUGCCAUAGCGGGGCAUUAUAGCAGGGACACAGUCGAAGGAUGCAUUAAAGAAACUCUGCAGCUCUUAUCACGAUCAAUCUGCACACGAAAGAAAGUUGAAUUUACUUUCCAAGGAAUCGGUAUCCUUACAAUUGAAAAUGACAAAGUAAAAAUGAAAUUUUUUCAGGACUUCUUGUCUGCAGUGGAUACAAGUGGCAAUCUGGAAAAAGGUAUUGCAAAGGUAAUGUUGACCUUCUAAUUAUUUCUCUUUCUUACAGUUCUGAAUUGUCUAUAGAGGUGUCAC